This is a messenger RNA of Blastomyces dermatitidis ER-3, 2805 nucleotides long. Its product is annotated as WD domain-containing protein. The transcript has 10 exons. Gene Ontology annotation, biological process: proteasome-mediated ubiquitin-dependent protein catabolic process. The record is from RefSeq and is a predicted model, not a curated record. Lineage: Eukaryota; Fungi; Ascomycota; Eurotiomycetes; Onygenales; Ajellomycetaceae. Gene Ontology annotation, molecular function: protein binding. Gene Ontology annotation, cellular component: GID complex. Bases 1 to 2805 code for a protein of 934 amino acids.
AUGGCUGAGGUGAAAACGGAACAGGAGAGAAUGAAUCUUGAAGCUGGAAGGGGUCAAACUCGCACAUCGAAUUUGCAAACUCAGGGGCUAGUCCACUGCCUGUGGUUAACGAAUGCGGACAGCCCAAAUGAAUGUUUGGUUCUACAACGAGGGACAGGUAACUACUAUGCCAAUAAUACCUCCACUCCUUGUACUUCCUUAGCAACCUACUUCUUGUCGCUCUUGCAUGACUUUGUUCCUCGCUUUCCAGAUAUCGGCAAAAACACAUCCCACGACGACAACGACAGCACAGCAAUAUUCCAGCUGGUCUUGCCAACCUCCUACACAGCCAUCCAUCGACUAAAAUUCCACUUCCACCCCCCAACGUGCUCAAGAUUGCAAAUCAGUUGUUGUUCCUGGGGUUCCUUCACGGUUCUUCCGAGUCGCUGGUACGCCUAUUACCUCAUCCUACUUCUCUCUGACGAAUCUCCUUCACAUACUCCCGCCUCAGCCUCCCCCGGCCCCUCGAACCUUACUACAAACCUCGAAUCCGUACCUACCACCGCUACUACUACGACUACUAGUUCUACUCCUACUGGUUCCGUCACAAACCAUUCCUCGACCCCAUCUAACGCCCAGAUCACUCACGAGAAUAUUUCCCUAUCCCUUCAAAGCAACGAACUGCCCCCAAGGCUUCCAGGCUUAGGUUUACAUACCGACCGUAGUGACACUAUUGGGCUUGGAUCGCGCCUAAUCAACCGCCGCCGUCGUCGGGAACGAACUCCUCCUGAUCAAUCUGAUCAAUCUGAGAGGGCCGGGUCGAGGUCUGGAAAUCCUGGUACGCCCAGACAGUUGCUUGAAGAGCAAGGUAGGGUUCGCAACAGAGACGACAUUCCUCCUUCUCCCAAGCGCAGGCGCCUGGCUGGUAGCAACAUGCGUCCCGACGGCGGAGCUUCAACUUCAAACACAAACGGGUUCUCCCCCAUAUCGAAUGGCUCGACCUCUUCUCCACUACGAAAAGCCCCUGUUUCCAACUCGGUUAACGGCAGAUCUUCGCAUUCCAGUCCUAACGGCCAGCCCCAGGCAAACGGUUCUGGCAAGUCGCCGGCUUCCAUCUCACCUACAUACUUUGGCCAUGAUCGGGAGGAGGUGACGAGGAUUCUGAUUCAGAGUUUGCAUGAUCUGGGAUAUAACGAGGCUGCGUCUACAUUAAGCCGGGAAUCCGGAUAUGAACUCGAGAGCCCCGCUGUAGCUUCGUUCCGGUCAGCAGUACUUGAUGGGCGGUGGGCGGAUGCAGAGGAUAUUUUGCUGGGUUCAUAUUAUCCGGAUAGAGGGGGAAAUGGGACAGAUGCAGGUGGAGGAAAUACCAUUGACCGUGGGACCGACACCGAUCUUGGCACUCUCGUUUUAGCAGAAGGGGCGGAUAGAAAUGAGAUGCUCUUCUGUCUCAGACAGCAGAAAUUCCUUGAAUUAUUAGAGCAACGGGAUCUUGCAACGGCGUUGAUGGUACUCCGGCAGGAACUGACACCGUUAAACCAUGAUAUCGCACAGCUACAUGCCCUUUCCAGUCUAUUGAUGUGCCCUGCAGAAAAUUUACGAGCGCAAGCGGGUUGGGAUGGUUCAGUACUACAAUCACGACAGAGGCUAUUGGGAGAGCUAUCAAGAUCUAUAUCUCCAGCUGUUAUGAUUCCCGAUCACAGAUUAGCAGUUUUACUGGACUACGUUAAACAGAAUCAGAUCAACCAAUGUCUAUAUCACAACACGGCUGAAUCCCCCUCGCUUUAUUCAGAUCACCAGUGCGAUCGAUCCCAAUUCCCUCUACGAACAUCCCUCGAACUCAGUGAACAUACGGACGAGGUCUGGUACCUUGAAUUUUCUCGUGAUGGUACCAAACUAGCAACAACAGGCCGUGAAAACAUCGUGAUUAUAUACGAUGUUCCCACUUUCAGCGUCAUCCAUAGACUAACUGAUCAUGGUGGCCCCGUUGCAUAUGCAACAUGGAGUCCUGAUGAUUCUAAGCUCAUUAGCUGCUCUCAAGAUUACAAAGCUCGGCUAUGGGAUGUGGAAACUGGACGGUGUAUCCUCACCAUCGAUCACCAUAAUGAACCAGUAACCUCUGCCGCAUGGGCUCCAAAUGGUGACUCAUUUGUCACUGGCUCUCUCGAUCGCCAAUCCCAACUCUGCCAUUGGAGUGUGGCUGGCGAAUCCCUUUACAAGUGGUCCGGCCAAUAUAGAGUUCGAGACUGUUCCAUAUCUCCCGACGGCCGUCGACUCAUCGCCAUAUCCACGGAGAAAAAGAUUUACGUCUAUAACUUCGAAACUCGUGCCGAGGAAUAUAGCAUGUCUAUCAAGCUUGACCUCACCUGCAUCAAUAUCAGCCGAGAUUCUAGAUACAUGUUGCUAAAUACGUCCGAAUGUGAAAUGCAGUUGUUAGACAUCGAAACAAGGGAAGUUGCUCGGCAGUAUGUAGGACAGAAGCAGCAAGGAAAUGAUGAAUAUAUUAUUAGAAAUAGUUUUGGUGGCGCCGCGGAGAAUUUUGUCGUGAGUGGUAGUGAAGAUUCCAAGAUCCACAUCUGGCACAAGGAGAAUUGCACACUGGUUGCAACGCUUCAGGGACACGGCGUAGGCUGCGUCAACGCCGUAUCAUGGAAUCCAAAGGACCCGGGAAUGUUCGCAUCGGCAGGGGAUGACCGAAAAGUUCGAAUAUGGACACGAGAUCCGCCAACCCGCACACCCGUUUCUGGGAAAUCACGGAUGCCGCCAUCGAACGGUUCGGCACGGACAAGCGCGCUACGGUCUACAUUCAAUCGAUCUCCGAACUUUUGA